This is a messenger RNA of Rotaria socialis, 438 nucleotides long. Lineage: Eukaryota; Metazoa; Rotifera; Eurotatoria; Philodinida; Philodinidae. The record is from the annotation of a GenBank genome assembly.
AUGGAACACUUUGUUAUAUUGCACUCAUUAGAUGUUCAUUUAGGUACUGCAGAUGAGUCAUACAAAAUUAUCACAACAAAUGAUAUUUUAUCAUAUUUACAUCAUUUCAACAAUAACAACACAGAACAUACAGAAAUCAAUAACAUCAAUGCUUCACCUGAACUACAAGAAAACGAUCAACAUUCGUCUAGCUCAAUAACAAACAGUAACAAUGAAUCCAAUGAAGCUGAAAAUAACGAUGAAUCGAUAUUAACAGCAUCUAAUACGAAUGCCAAUGAAGUUAAUAAUGAACCAACAAAACUCGUUCAAAGUAAAGUUUCUACGAAAAAUAGUUUAAUAUCGUAUAAUUCUUUUUCAGCAUUCAUUUAUCAUUUUUUUCCAGUGACCAACAAUAUAUAUACAGAUAUUGCUGAUAUUGAUCGAAACACUACACAGUAA